Tarenaya hassleriana is the source of this 591-nucleotide messenger RNA. Its product is annotated as maf-like protein DDB_G0281937. NCBI's taxonomy places the organism in Eukaryota, Viridiplantae, Streptophyta, Magnoliopsida, Brassicales, Cleomaceae. The transcript has 9 exons. The record is from RefSeq and is a predicted model, not a curated record. Gene Ontology annotation, molecular function: nucleoside triphosphate diphosphatase activity. Bases 1 to 591 code for a protein of 196 amino acids.
AUGGCGACAAAGGCGAUUCAACGCGGCUUUAAGGUGAUUUUGGGCUCUCAGUCCAUGGCGAGAAAGCGAAUUCUGGCUGAAAUGGGAUAUGAUUUCAGUAUCAUGACGGCAGACAUUGAUGAAAAAAGUAUUAGGAGGGAGAAGCCAGAAGAUUUAGUCAUGGCUCUUGCAGAGGCUAAGGCAGAUGCAAUUACAAAAAGAUUUGGGGACAUAAGCAAGUUCUUGCAGGAUACUCAGCCAACGCUGUUGAUCACAGCAGACACAGUGGUUGUCUACAAAGGAGUCAUCAGAGAAAAACCAUCCAGUAAGGAAGAAGCUCGUGAAUUUAUUAAAGGCUAUUCCGGGUCACAUGGAUCUGUUGUGGGAUCUGUACUCGUAACCAACUUGAAAACCGGAGUCUAUUUCCAUGAGAUACCGGAUAAAGUCAUCGAUGACCUGAUUGAGGAGGGCAUAACACUCAACGUAGCCGGAGGUUUAAUGCUUGAGCAUCCCCUCACUUUGCCAUUUGUGGAGACCGUGGUGGGGGCGGCUGAUACAGUGAUGGGACUUCCUAAAACACUCACGGAAGAAUUCAUCAAGGACGUGCUUUAG